GUCCGCAUCUUUUGCUCAUUGAGUCAUCUCCUUCAAACUGCCAUUCUCACUCUCCUUCCUUCCCAUUUUGCAACAAUCUUUGCUUACUUACUCUAGUAGAAAUCUAAAACCAAUAUGCUCAGAUAUUUAAUGUUUUUUGGAUUUGUUCUAGUUUCUACAGUUGAUGGCAUAUUCUCAGAUGCAUAUGUUGAUAUGAGAUUUUUAUUGGAGACCGAGAAGGAAUGUGUAUUUUUUGAAGUUCAUCAGCCUCAUUCUCAAAUGGAUAUUUCUGUUUCUGCAUUGAAUUCAGAAUAUCAUCUAUCUGUUGAAUUAUUUAAUCCAUCUGGAUCUUCAACAUUCAAAACUCCAAAUAAUGGAAAACAUUAUUUUAAAUUUCCUGAAGUUGAUGGAACUUUUCACGAAAUUGGAGAUUUUCAAUUAUGUGUCUCAAGUCGACAAGUUAGGCAAUCUGUUCAGGUAAACCUGAUAAUUGUAAUUCAUGAAAAGAAUGCCAAUAACAUUGACGUGGCAUCGAAUCUUAAAAGAAUUCAAACUAACCCUUCCUAUGACGAAACAAAAAUGACAUUGAAAACUUUUGAACAAAUCACUCUCAAUAUUGAUGUAAAACUGAAAAUAAUGAAGACCGAGCAAGCAAAGCGAGCUUUUGUGGAAAAAAUUGAUCGUCAACAUAUUGAGACAGCAUUCGAGAUGAUCAAUUUUUGGCACAUAAUGCGAGUUUGUCUAGUUUUCUUCAUUGCUGGGUUUCAAGUUCACGCAAUAAGAACAUUACUUUCUACGAAAUAAUCGACCACUACUGUUCCUAUGCGAAAAUUGGUCAAAUUAAUCGGGUCUCUGUUGAAUAUUAACAUAUUGAAAAACAUUUGAAAUACAUUUGAAAUAUAUUCUGGAAUACAUUUGAAAUAUAUUCUGGAAUAUCUGAAAUAUAUUCUGGAAUAUAUUUUGGAAUAUAUUCUGAAAUAUAUUCUGGAAUAUCUGAAAUAUAUUCUGGAAUAUAUUCUGAAAUAUAUUCUGGAAUAUAUUCUGGAAUAUAUUCUGGAAUAUAUUUUGGAAUAAAAAAUAGAUUGUUACACGAAAAA
This is a messenger RNA of Caenorhabditis elegans, 1076 nucleotides long. It is a transcript of the gene tmed-13, whose product is annotated as GOLD domain-containing protein. The transcript is spliced from 6 exons. Bases 115 to 783 code for a protein of 222 amino acids. NCBI's taxonomy places the organism in Eukaryota, Metazoa, Nematoda, Chromadorea, Rhabditida, Rhabditidae. The record is from RefSeq and is marked reviewed.